UUAUUUAGUAAAAACAAAAUAACAACAAGAUACAAAAAUAUUCAAGUGGGGGGGCUUAUAGAAUAAUAGAGAAUUUUGUUAAAGUGACCAUUGCUAUUUUUUAGGAUCCAUGGAGUUCGCAGAAGACCAUAUAAUGGAAUAUGAGGACUAUGAAUGGAAACCAAAUUACAACAAUCUGCCCAUGGAGAUCAUUUUACAUAUUUUUCGUUUUUUACAUCACUCAGAUCUUCAAUCGGCAGGUGCUACUUGCAAUCGAUGGCGCGAGGCUCUCUUCAUUGGAGAGUUUAACCGUAAAAUCAUGGUUAAUUUUGCGAAAGUGUGUCUAUCGGAUCGUCUGGCGCCAGCGAAAUACUUUCUGAAGUGCCAAAGACCCUACCAAAUAUUUUGUUUGGAGGAAGUGACGUUCGGACAAGCACAAGAACUUUUGGAACACAUAGGCAAAACAGCAGUUGAAAUAACAUUUAACAAUGCUGAUAUCGGCGAUAAACAAUUUUAUGCAUUCUUACGACAACUAACUAAACUGGAAAGCCUUACAAUAACCCGCUGUUCUCCGCUAUUUAUGUCGGGGUCGUUUUUAGAGGGCAAUGGGGAUAUAGGCAAUGCUUUGGCCAACGUUCGUCAUCUUUCUUUGAAGUAUAACCAGUAUUUAUCAGACGCAAUACUGUUACGUUUGACAUCGCUUAUAAAAUGCAUGGAGUCGUUCGAUAUGUCCGGCUGUCACAUUGCUUACCACAAUGCCAUUCAUAGACGUUUUUAUCCCAACGACAGUGAAUCAACCCAUCCCAGCGAGUCGAUAUUGACAUUUAAGUUUAUUGCAAAAGUUGCAAUAUCACAUAGAAAGUAUUUAAAGGAUUUGAACCUGAGUCAUACGAUGAUCAGUGGGCCCGCUUUGCAGUUUCUCGCACCCAGCGAAGGCAUCGAGAAUGGCCUUAAACUACACAGAUUACAUUUAACUGGUUGCCAACAGUUGAAUACGAGUGGGGUGAAAUCAUUUUUGCAAACUCAGCAUCAUUUGGUUAAGUUGGAUUUGGCCGAUACCCUUUGUGUCAAUGAUGACUGCAUGGAUUGUAUUGUGGGAUCACUCCCAAACCUGCAAGAUCUCAAUAUUGCUGGCUGUGGUGCGAUAUCAAAUGUUGGAGCAUCUCUGCUGGGUAAACUGAAACAUUUGCAAUCAUUAAAUAUAUCGCGAUGCGAAGGUAUUACGAAAGAUGGCUUAACACAGGGAAUAGCAAGCGGCCCGAAUUCUGUUUUAAAACAUCUUUAUAUGUCGCACUUAAUAGUUUGCGAGGAAUGCAUUCGGUGUAUAGCCCGAAAUUGUAUAGAGUUGCGCGUUCUAAACGUGGGACACUGUGUUAAUGGCGUCACCGACGACACUGUCCAGUGCAUAAUAGAACAUUUGAGCUGGCUUAGGGAUCUAACCUUAGAAGAUUGUUUCCGCCUCACCGACGCAGCACUGACUGGAAUAAAUAUAUCAAAACUAGAACUGAAGGGAUCUUCUGGAACCUUGGAAAAUUUUCACCCAACAGCCCCAUCAACAAUGCUCGAGAGAGAAGCUAUGCGUUCAACAUCCCCGCAUUUGAUGAAGAUAUCAUUACGAAGCAAAGCGGAAGAUGAAAUUGUUCGCGAUGCUAACCGUAAACGGGCCCUUUUCGCAGUCUACGAACUUAAUCUUGCUGAUGAAGCAUCCGUGGAUGGAUUUAGCAUACAACAACUUAAAGGGCUACGAUCCCUAAACCUGAAAGGAUGCAACAAAAUCACCGAUGUCUCCCUUAAGUAUGGCCUCAAGUUUGUCGAAUUACAACACCUGCACUUAUCUUAUUGCCAACAAAUAUCGUCGAUUGGCAUGGAAGCUUUGGUAACGAACUGUCCUUCUAUUGAAGUAUUGGACUUGUCAGACUGCUACAACAUCAACGAUAAAACCAUACAAUUGGUCACUGCCAAAUUAACACGAUUACGAACACUGCAUUUAAGUGGGUGUUCUCAACUAACAGAACACAGUUUGGAUGCAAUUCUAAUCAAUUGUAAGCGCUUACAAACACUAUCAGUUCAUCGUUGCCGUCAUAUGUACGGUAAUAUAGAAGAUCGUUUGGCCGUCUUGACAACAUUGCGUAAUCUAAAUAUGGAUCAUGCAGGAAGUUUUGACAAUGCUGAAAUUUUCCGUCUAAAAAAGAGGCUUGAUUACUGAUAUUUUGCGGCUAUUUUUGUUGUUUUUAUUCUCUAUUAUUUUCAAUUGCAUAAUUUACAUUAAUUGGUUAUGUUGCUUCUAAGUUUCUUCUUAAGGUUUUUUCGCGCCCUUACUUGUGUGCAAUCACUAUGAUAUACUUUGUUAAUUUUUUGUAUUAUAAAAAGAGAUUUAUGCAUAAAUUAAGGUCCUAGUAUUGAUAUUAGAAAUUAUUAACCCUCUGUGAUUAAAAAACACAAAUAU
Stomoxys calcitrans (stable fly) is the source of this 2425-nucleotide messenger RNA. RefSeq names its product F-box and leucine-rich repeat protein 13. The transcript is spliced from 4 exons. Gene Ontology annotation, biological process: SCF-dependent proteasomal ubiquitin-dependent protein catabolic process. The record is from RefSeq and is a predicted model, not a curated record. Gene Ontology annotation, molecular function: protein binding. The coding region runs from base 110 to 2185 and encodes 691 amino acids. Gene Ontology annotation, cellular component: SCF ubiquitin ligase complex. Lineage: Eukaryota; Metazoa; Arthropoda; Insecta; Diptera; Muscidae.